Cadophora gregata is the source of this 1096-nucleotide messenger RNA. RefSeq lists its product as uncharacterized. The coding region runs from base 193 to 1038 and encodes 281 amino acids. The transcript has a single exon. Lineage: Eukaryota; Fungi; Ascomycota; Leotiomycetes; Helotiales; Ploettnerulaceae. The record is from RefSeq and is a predicted model, not a curated record.
GCCACAUUCAAGACAAUGAAAAUGUUGGAUGACUACUGGGAAUUUGAUACACCAUAAUCUCCAUUUGACAUCAAUUAACAACCAGCACUAAUCUCAAGCUCGCAUUUAUCCAGUACCCCGGAAUCUCAAUCUCAACCCCCGGAAUCUACCCCUCCAUUAAGUUAACAACGUUCCAACAACGACUUCAAUUCAAUGCCACAACGACAACCACAGCCCCUCGCCAUCACGCCCGCUCUCCCCUCCGAACUCCUCACCUAUAUUCUAAGCCACCAAACCUACCCAACAACCCUCCUAAUCUGCCAAUCGCGCGCAAACUUCCUCUCCUCUCUCCAAAGAUGUAUGCCGAACACUGUCCAGCGCCAGCCGCCUCUCUACGUAGAGCAGUCAUUACCGGGUCAUGGCCAGAAUGAAGGCGAGCCAGUGGAAUUUGAGCCAGAAAGGCAGGGUGAGAGAGAAGCCCAAGAACGUCAGCGCGUAAUCCACCAUCCCCUCCUCGUCGCAACACUCCACCAAAUCGUCGCAUCACGAUUCGUGAAUCUGGUUUUCAUACCUACACUCUCACACUUACGUGCUUAUUUAGCUGUCUUCUCAGGCGAGGCAGAAAAGGGAAGGGAGACGACAGGAGAAGGACCACCAAAGCAGAAGUUCGAGAAGAUGAGUAAUAGGUCGCCGUUGCUGGUUGUGUAUGGGUUGGUGGCUUUGCAUAGAGACACAAGUGAGUGGAGUGCGCAAGGACUGGGGAUCAGCGUUGCGGCUUUGGUGGAGGCUGGGUGGAGGGGAGGGAGGGGCGUUGUGGUGAUUGAGGAGAGGGAGUGGGAUGCUGAUGGUAAUAUUGGCGGUAAUUAUAGUGAUGGAGGGGAAGGAAGGGAGAGCAGGACGACGGGUUGGGAGGAAAGGUUGCCGAUGUUGAAUGGCAGUGUGAAGCGUAUUGGACUGGAGAGUGAGGAUGGUGGGUGGAGUGGGAGGACGGUAGAGGUUGGAAGGGUUCUAGGGAGGUGGUUUAGAUUUGAGAAAGGGGAUUGGGCUCAAGAAAACUAAGUGCUGGACAGGUUGCUCCUCUGAUAAAGUCUACUGAAAUAUAUUGCGGUCAUAAUCA